This is a messenger RNA of Hibiscus syriacus, 1754 nucleotides long. RefSeq lists its product as uncharacterized. The record is from RefSeq and is a predicted model, not a curated record. NCBI's taxonomy places the organism in Eukaryota, Viridiplantae, Streptophyta, Magnoliopsida, Malvales, Malvaceae.
AAAGCUCAAAGUUAAUUUUUAUCAAAACUAAAAGGAUGGAUGAUCCAGAAUCAGAAUGGGAAAUCAAAGAAUCAUCAACCGAUGGAAAACUAAGUUGGGUUCUGAGAUUGGGCAGGAAUAUUUUGGUGACUGGAAUUGUUGUAUCCUCCAAUUAUGACUAUUUCUGCUAUUGGGUUGGUCUGUUCUGUCCCUUAUGGUGUCUUGUUGGUAAGCUAUGCUUGCACCGAGACCUUAAUGAGUAGGUUACUUCCAAUGCCUUCCCCACCUCCCCUAUUGUUGUUGGAAUAUGGUAAGCCAUUCGAUGAUGAUAACGAGUUGAGCGAGCAUGAAUCAGUUGAACAAGUAGAUGAAAUUGUGGAGGAAAUUAGGUAUGAGGAUGAUGAUAGGAAUGAAAGGCCAUCCGAAAGUUUUGAGGAAGUUGAGGAAAUAACAGGAUUGAAUUUCCAGAAGGAAACAUCACUGGGAUCUGAAAAUAUGGAAGAUGAAAAGGAAUUAGCAGGAGAUAUGAGGCAGAGUGUUGAGAAAGUAGGUGCACGGAGAAACGAAGAAAGAAGACUAAGUCGAAAGAAUGAUGAAUUGGUGAGAAGUUCAAGGGGAUCAUUAGAAAGAAACAUAAAAGAGGGUACAAGCUUAGAUGCAGCAGAAGAUAAGCAGGGUGGGGAACAAGAACAAGUUGACGCUGAGGUAAAAAUAUUGAAUGGGGAUGAUGGAACAACGAGAAGGAAACAUGACCAACCCAUUGUAGAUUCAGCUGAACAGCCAGUAGCUGAUAAGGUUAUAGGUCCUAUAGAUGGCCUACAUGGAAGUGAGGAGGGGAUAAGGAAGCACCACUUGAUGUUAACCAGCGAACAACCAAAAGAGAUGGAGGUUUGGGGAACAAUUGAAGUUAAUGAUGAACUAUAUGUCGAUGGAACUCAUGGAAGUAUGACUGAACAGCCAAUAGAGGAGGUAGAUGUCCAUUUAUCACAUUCUACUGGUAUUGGAGAGGACGAAGAGUUAGUAAAGGAGAAUAGGGGAUUAUUAGAAAAAAUCCGGGACGAGGGGAAGAAAUCUGAGGAAAUGGAUGUUGAGAAAAGGGCUCAAUCAAUGGGUACGGUGGGUGAAAUAGUGCUUUAUGAUAGCAUUACUAAGGGGUUUACAGUCAAAAGUGCUACAUUGAUAAGAGGAGGAAAAGCAGAUGUUAACGAAUAUAUUGUAGAACCAAAUUAUCGAUUGAAUAAGGAAGGAUAAAGGCUGGUUUUUUCAGAUGAAAAUGAAACUGGAAUCGAUGAAGAACAAGCUGUUGACAUGUUAGAAAAUGCAAGUACAAUUAGUCUGCAGGGCUCCCCUCCAGAAGUGAACACUGAAGAAAAUCAGCCUUCAUCAGUUUACUCAGUUCACCAAGAAGCUUCUGAUUCUUCAGAUCUUCCUGUUUCUACGAAAACUGAGGGAGCAGAAUCAGCAGAUGACAUUCGAAUUUCUGCUGAAAAUCUCAUUGAUGCCACUUCCAACGAGGGUGAGGAGAAGAUUUGGGAACAGAUGAAUGCUCUGAGAAAAAUAGUUGGGUAUGAAGCUGCAAGAAAGGAAACAUGCGUAGAAGAAUUGAAAGCUCUGUAUUUGUUCACUGGAAUACAGCCCCCGGCAUCCUUGAAGGACACUUGUGAUCUCGUCGAAGUUGAUGUGAAGCUCGGGUUUCUCAAGUCUGUGGUUGGAGUUGAGUAGGAAUGAGGUUCAUUAUGGACUUGCUUUGAGAUAUUUUGAUAGUUUCAUUUUCU